AUGAACGGCGGCGACCUGAGGGACGUCCAGGCCCCCAGCCGCCACGAGUGCCUCUUACCCUCUGUGGCUCACACUCCCUCCAUCACCCAGGUCACGCCAGCCAAGAAGGUGACCUUCUUCAAGCGAGGGGACCCCCGGUUUGCUGGGGUGCGCCUGGCUGUCCAUCGGCGGGCCUUCAAGACCUUCAGCGCUCUGAUGGAUGAGCUCUCCCAGCGCGUGCCUCUGUCCUUUGGGGUUCGCUCUGUCACCACGCCCCGGGGUCUGCAUGGCCUCAGUGCACUGGAGCAGCUGCGGGAUGGUGGCUGCUACCUCUGCUCCGACAGGAAGCCUCCCAAGACCCCUCGGGGGCCAGGUCGGCCGCCUGCGAGAAGCCCCUUGGCUGUGCAGUCACUGGAUAUGGAAGGUGGGCGUGAGGCCUCUGGGACAUCCUCUUCCUGCAAGGGUCCCACAGCCUCAAGGAGGAUAACUCUGAUUAGGAACGGGGAUGCCAGACACCAGCAGACACUGCUUCUCAGUCACAGAGAUGCCAGGAGCCGGACAGCCUUCCUCAGCCAGGCGUCAGACCUUCUUCGCUUUCCUGUGAAGCAGGUGUACACAGUCAGUGGGCGGAAGGUGGACCCUCUCCAGGUGCUGCUGCAUGGCCCCUCCAUGCUGGUGUGUGCGGGCAACGAGCCUUUCAGGCCCCCUGCAACGAACAGCGCCCAGAGAGGCCAGACGGAAGCUUUAUCUGCGCUGACUUCGAACAACAAAAACAGUUGCUGGGGGCCCAAGGCCAAGCCCAGCGUGAUCCACUCCAGGUCCAGGUCGGGCGGCAGGCAACCUCAGUCCAUGCUGUCAGCGAGGUCUGGGCUCAGUGAGCCCCCCGUGUCCCAGCCUCAUGCCUGGAUGAGGACGUCCCCACCAAGCCCCUUGGUGGCCAGUGACGAUGUGGAGAAGAAGGUCCACGUGAAUGAGGAUGGCAGCCUGUCUGUGGAGAUGAGAGUCCGCCUCCACCUCCCGGGCGAGGAAGCUAUACUGUGGUCCCAGAGAGUGGGGCAGGCUAGCGGGGAGGGCCCUGGCCCGAAGGAGCUGGGCCCCGGCUGCUGCAGAUGGGAGGGCCAUCCUUGGAACAGUCUGGGGACUGGGGCCAGGGGACCAGGUCUCUGUGAGGCAGAAUGCCAUGGAGCCUUUGAUGGAAACUCGCAGACCCGGCUCAGCUGUGAGAUCUGGAGAAACCCCCUAUGUGCUCCUCAGGGGGAUAAGCCUGCACCUAGGAGGAGGUCGGGUUGGGGUCAAGGCGGGAAGAGGUGCGGCAAGGAAUGCCGCAGCCCAGCCUCCAGUCCUGAGCGCCUGCAAGGCUCUGACUCAGACUCCUGCAGCCCCAGAACGCCGGAGGGCCACGCACGCAGUGACAGCCCAUGCCUGGCCUUUGAGACUGCUUCCCAGAGCUGGGCUGAGAGAGAAGCCGAGGAGGCUCAGUGUCUGGAGGGAGUGCAGCCACUGGCCUGGGAGCAAUGGAGCCAUCAGGCCUCCUGGACCUGUGGUGUGGAAGGGGCCCUUCCUGAUGCUUCGGCCACUGCCAAGUCCCACGAGGAGUCUGGCAAGUGGGAGGGACAGCAGUGGAGCUGCCUGGACCAGGAGAGGACAAGGACAGCCCAGGGGAAGGCCACGCGUGGUGGCAGCCCCUGUGCCUCAUCUCCAAACAACAAGAACCUACAGAUCGAGCAGCACGGAUGGGGCACUGGGUGCCAGGAGGCUGUGGGUGAGACUGGGACAAUGCUGCCCUUGGCUGCGGAUGUGUCCCGCUCACUUCCAGGCUGCGCCCCAGCUGGGCAGGGGAAGAAAAGGCUGCAGAGCCCAGGGAGUGCUGUAUCCUCUCCCAGCUCUCCCAGGCCCCACCAGGAAGCCCAGGGAGGCCAUGCCGUACUGUGUCUCCACUGCAGGGGCACACACUGCCCCACCAACUCCCCAGAAACCCCACUAGCAUCAAGGCCUCCGGACAGAGGAGACCCCUGCUCAGGGGACCCGGUGCCACCAUUUCCUCCUGAGUCAUCCAGCCCCAGCAGACAGGCCUCAGGGAACCACAGGUCACUCUACCCAGGCUGUCCUGACCCCCAGGAUGCAGUAGUAGCCAGCAGGGCUACCAUUGCCUCUGCCUCCAUGAGCAGCUCAGACUGGGCUUCAAGCCUCCAUCACCCCAGGGCCUGCUCUGCAGAGCCCACCGGGGAUGCCGAGUGCAAGGUACACUUCUCACCGCCCACAUCUGCCCACACCCGAGGGGCUAGCAGCCUGGGGGGUGAGACAGGCGGCACCUCCAGGCCCUCCCCAGGUGGAUGGCUCGAGGGAGAGGAGCUAGGAGUUUGUCACAGCUGCGGCAGCUCACAGACCGGGGCAUGCCCUGUCCUGGGGACCCCCAGCGGUCACACUGAGGCCUGCUGGGCCUGCAGCAAGUACUGCCCCACACCCCCCCGGGGGCAGCCCUGCACCAAAAGGCACCCUUCGAACUGUGGUGGUCACCAAAGGGCUGGUGACACAGGAGAAGAAACACUGCAGAGGAUACGCACACUGUCCCCAAGCCCUAAAGCAAGGGCGAUGGGGAGGGCAGUCAGGGGAGUAGGAAGGAGCCCUAGCCCUGGUGCCGGGGUGGGUACCCAGGAGCCACAGGAAGAUGGCAGUGUGACACCCAGCGCGUUGCCCCGCACCUCUCCGGAAGCUGUGAUUCGCGAAUGGCUGGACAACAUCCCAGAGGAGCCUGUCUUCCUGAGACACGAGAUGGUGGACAGGUCCACACCUGUGGCCCAUGACAGCUUGGGAGGCGCUGAGGAGGACACUGGUGACGCCAGGCAGCAGGUCCCAGAAAGUGACCCUGAUGAGCACCCAAGGCAGAACCAAGGCCUCCCAGUGACUGUCAGUGUGGGCCCUGAACUGGGAGACGGUCUCUAUCAAGCCACAGAUCUGGGCAAAGAGCCCAAGGCCUCUGCAAAGGCCGGGGUGGGGGAUGGCACCCAUGUGGGCCACGGGGUGACACUACAUACCCUUCCUGGCAGGGUUUCUGCCUCCACCCAGAUCAUGAAGGCGCUGAUGGGCUCCAAGCAGGGCCGGCCCAGCAGCCUGCCAGAGCUGUCGGGCCCAAUGGCCCAGAGGCUCAGCCAGUCAGCAGAGGCCCUCAUCACCUGCCUCACGCGGCUGCACUUCUUUGAUGAUGCCAUCAGCUCCCUGGGUGACAAAGGGAGGUUUGAAGACUCCCCUCAGUACCGGGAGCUGCUGGGACUCUCCCAGGGCCUGUGGCCGGGCUGUGACCUCGGACAAGGCCCACUAGGCUUGGGUCUCAAAGAGCUCACUGCACACCAGGCCCUGCUGGUCACUGAGGACUUCACGCCCACCUCCUCCUCCGGAGUGGACAUCAGCAGUGGCUCUGGAGGCUCGGGAGAGAGCAAUGGGCCCUGCGCCAUGGAUGCCACCCAGGGCCCUAAGCAGGGGGAGCAGCCCCUGCAGAUCUCCCAGAGGCCCAAUUCCAGAAACUCAGGGCACCCAGAGCACAGGGCAAAGCCACAGAAGAGCUGUUCCACAGCCUCCUCUGGCUCCCCGGUGCAGGCGGAAGCCGGGAGCAGCAGCAGGGAUCAGGCACGAGGCCGUCACCUGGGGCAAGUGGACCACGACCCAGAGUCAUUCAUUGAAAACAUGGCACAGGAUGAGAGGAGACAAGCAGAGGAAACAGAAGAGAGAGGACUCCAGGGGGAGGGUGUCCAGGAGGAAGGGCUUCCAGAAGAGGUCAGAGUCCGUGGGGAGGAGGAAGACAAGAGGAAGGACCCUCCCUCUGCAGCCCUGGGUCUCCCAAGAAGAGGACAGCCUGCAGAGUGCCAGCUCAGCCAAGGGCCCUCAGAUGCCAGUGAGAGUCACUGUGACCCUGACUCAGAGCCUACUCUGGAAGUACUGCCCAGGGCAGCUGUACUGGGCUGGGAGCAAGCCCGGGCCCAGUCCACCCCUGAAACUGGGGUGACAAGCCUGCCCAGGGCUCCCACAGCAUCCCCAGACCCCAACGCCAUGUGGGUGUCCAAGCUGCUGAAGAAGAUGGAGGAGGCCUUCCUGGCUCACCUGUCCCAUGCUCUGGCUGAGCUCCGAGCCCGCUGGAGCCUGCAGGACGACAGCCUGCUGGACCAGAUGGGGGCUGAGCUGCAGCAGGAUGUGGGCCUGCGGCUCCGGGACAGUGUGGACAAAGAGCUCCAGAAGAUCCAGAGCCGGGCAGGAAGGAUGGCCCGGGGACUACCCAGGCAGGCCCUCAGGGGACAGGCGUCCCUACAGACUGAGCAGCGCAGGCGUCGCCUCCGGGGCCUGCAUAACCUCUCAGCCUUCCAAGAGCAGAACCACAACCAGGAGCUCCUGUUCCUCACCCAGGAGGAUGGGCCCAACCUCGGCACAGUCCUGGGGCCCGGGCUAGGUGGAGGCGCCGAGGGGGAUGAGUUCUGUCCCUGUGAGACCUGUGUGAGGAAGAAGGUAACUCCCAAGUCCCUGAAGGGCACCACAAGGGCUGCCAGCGCACCUAUCAAAAUAGCCUUUGACCUACAGCAAAUUCUGCAGCAGCAGAGAGCAGAGGCAGCAGAGGGAACCCUGGAGGGGACAGGGACCAAGUGGCCUCAGGGGAACCCCACUGUCCAGGGAGAGUGGACAGGAGGGCAGGAGCUGGGCUUGGCCCCAGGGAGACAGAGGCAAAGCAGUGGCUCCAAAUUCAGGGAGGCGGAGGGUACUGGUGACCAGGAGAGGGAGGAGGAAGCAGUGUGGGAGAGAGGCGGGAGAACCCACGCCAGCGUGGGCAGCAACGUGGAGGAAGAGGCCGAGGAGAAUUGCACAGCCGAGCAGGAAGAGGCCACUCAUGAUGGCUCCAGGGCCAGGGAUGCUCCAGAGGCUGCAGGAAGACCAGGCAGUAGCACUGAAGCCGCAGAACGACGGCCACAGUACGAAGGAGGACGUGACAGCGAGAAAGAAGGGCCAGGCCCCCAAUCGUCCCUGGGCUCCUGUACCCAGAUCUCUCAGAAGGGCUUAGAGGACCAAUCAGGCAUAGACCUUGGAUGCCCAGAAGCCCAGCAGGUCAAGGGGAAAGUGGCCACUAUGUAUCCAGCCUCUGAGGACGGAGAGUCUCCUUCAGACCCAGGGACUCCAGAGCCUGGGGCGGGUGAGGGCUGUUGUGUCCUCGAACUACACCAGAAGGCAGCCGGAGGCUGUGCCCAGACCACGGCUGGGGACAUGGAAGAUGGCUUUGGCCAGGAGGACUUAGAUUUCUAG
This is a messenger RNA of Octodon degus (degu), 5259 nucleotides long. RefSeq names its product RP1 like 1 (gene Rp1l1). The transcript is spliced from 4 exons. The coding region runs from base 1 to 5259 and encodes 1752 amino acids. NCBI's taxonomy places the organism in Eukaryota, Metazoa, Chordata, Mammalia, Rodentia, Octodontidae. The record is from RefSeq and is a predicted model, not a curated record. Gene Ontology annotation, biological process: intracellular signal transduction; retina development in camera-type eye; photoreceptor cell development. Gene Ontology annotation, cellular component: axoneme.